GGUUUCACAGGUGCUUGAGCUCUUUACCUGCUUGGGACUAAGUGUAGUAUUACAAUGGAUUUCAAAACCUGUGCAGCAGCGCUUCUUGUUCUUGGUCUGAUGGCCGUUCCAGUCCAUAGCAACUCUAAUCCACUUUGUGGCAUCUUGAAUGAAACUUUGAGCAAUAGCACCAGCAACGUUACACUACAAGUCAUCCCAGAGACAUUAUUUUAUGUAAAUCAUACAUACACAGUAAAACUGUCUGGGACAGGAAACAUAACAGUGAUCCUUCAAGCACUUCCAUCAUCAUCAAAUUCUUCAGGCAGUUCUGUCGGGCAUUGGUCAAACACAACUGAACACUGUGACGGGAACCCAUUAUUUCAAGGUGAAAAUGUAUCAGUUUCUGUGAACUGGACAUCACCAGAUACUGUGCAAUCUGUUGUGAUAUAUGCUUAUAUCAAGGAGGGAUCAGACAUAUUCCGAAAUGAAGUUAGAUUAGAUGCUGUACCAGACACAACUGGAAACGCAACAACUGGAAACGUAACGACUACAGAAAAACCAGGCACAACAGCUACAAAGAUAACUUCUACUACCGCCAUACAAACUACAAGUGCAAGUUCAGUGAUCCACCCCAGCUCCCUGUUCAUGGCACUGACUGAGACCAUAGGCCUUCUUCUCAUUACCAGCAAACUCCUUUCCUAAGUCAUCAUGGACAAAAUUAAAACUGCAUCUAUUUUUUAAAGGGUUCUUUUAAAUAUUGUGUAUUUAAAAAGGCACCAGUAAUGAAGAUUUGCAGAGUCUCUUGUAGCCAGAAGCCCAACUCCUAGCCUACAUAUGUCACAGUGCUGGGACCUGGUUUAGACAAUUACCCAUUUAAACCCAAUGAUGUUUGAUCAUACAGAUUGCAGUAAUUUUUCACUGGCCCAUUUGUAAUUUCUAAAACCAAAUUUCAGGAAAGAAAAAUUAAAUAUAAACAUUCAACCUUUGUUUGGUCAGGAAAAUGUGAACAUCGCUUAAAUCCAGAAAUAAUCAUUAGUUUAUUAAUUCACCCAUUUACUGUUUAAACACUGCCUCUCACAUAUCAUUAUUGUUUCCAAUUGUUCUAAAUUUGUGCUAACUGUAAUGUACUCUGGUUCUAGAACCUUAAUGCAUUUCAGUAUGUACCUACUGUUCUAGAACCAAGUUGUGUGGUCUUUAGAGGGAAGACUGAAAAUGUGAUUUCAGGCAUGAUUACUAAGAGACCAACAACAGAAACACUGCCUUGCUAAAUAAAUGUAUCUGUUUCUUCUCUUGUUAAUAAAAGUAAUAUUCAUAUUUAA
Xenopus tropicalis (tropical clawed frog) is the source of this 1298-nucleotide messenger RNA. Its product is annotated as placenta-expressed transcript 1 protein. The transcript is spliced from 5 exons. NCBI's taxonomy places the organism in Eukaryota, Metazoa, Chordata, Amphibia, Anura, Pipidae. The record is from RefSeq and is a predicted model, not a curated record. Bases 55 to 681 code for a protein of 208 amino acids.